Molecule: messenger RNA, 1821 nt
Organism: Arachis duranensis
Lineage: Eukaryota; Viridiplantae; Streptophyta; Magnoliopsida; Fabales; Fabaceae
Exons: 1
Coding region: 1-1821 (606 amino acids)
Source: RefSeq, a predicted model, not a curated record
AUGGAGCACGAUCGUGCAAAGGGCAAACACAAAAAUGCCGAACAGAAGGAGGACAAUGACGAGCACUCCUCCGAAACCAAGCAAACCACUCCCAAAACAACAAUGACCAUAGUCAAAAGAACCAACCCCUUCACAAAAUCAGUUAUGAAUUUCAAAAUGCCCGAGAACCUCACCCUACCAUCAACCCUAAAACCUUACCAGGGAAUAGGAGACCCAAAUGUCCAUGUAACCAAAUUUUAUACCAUGAUGUUCAUGAAUAAAGAAUCCGACCCCAUCCUAUGCCGAACCUUUCCAACCUUCUUAGACGGAGCCGCACUCAUCUGGUUUUCCAACUUACCUGAAAGCUCCAUUUCAAGUUUUGACGAGUUAGCCGACCAGUUCAUCAACCACUUCGCUGCCUCAAAAAUCUAUGUCCACAACUCAGACUACCUGAGCACAAUCAAACAGGGACCAAAUGAAAGCCUGAAGGACUACAUGACCAGAUUCGCGGAAGCAACUAAUGAGAUACCCAACGUGAAUCCCGAAGUCCAUCUCCACGCUCUCAAGAGUGGCCUCCGUCCUGGGAAAUUCCAAGAGUCCAUCGUCAUAGCAAUGCCCAAAACCCUGGCCGAGUUCCGAGAAAAGGCAACAACCCAAAUCGAGGUGGAAAAAUUCCGAGCACUCAGGAGGGCGGAAAAACCCACCCCAAACAGAGAAGAAGACAGACGAAGCAGGCAUCCAAUCAGCAGGACAGACCAAAGGCCGUUCAGACUAACACCUAAGUUUGACACAUACACUCCUUUUAACACAAAAAGAGAAAACAUAGUAAAAGAUAUACUACACUCUAAACUCAUCAAACCCCCAAGCAGAGCCGGUACCUACCAGGACCAGAGGCACGUGGACAAAUCCAAAUACUGUGCUUUCCAUCAAAAGUACGGCCAUACAACAGACGAUUGCGUGAUAGCAAAAGACGUACUCAAAAAAUUAGCACGCCAAGGAUUGCUAGACAAAUACAUCGACACACGAAGUCGAAGGAAAAACACUGAAGACCUCAACCACCAACAAAAAACGAUCGACGACCCCCGAGACAAGGGGCGAAAGGUAGACAAUGACAACAAUCUACCCCACCGAAUAAUAAAUUGUAUUUCUGGUGGUUUUGCAGGUGGAGGAUGCACGAACUCGGCACGAAAAAGGUCAUACCGAGCCAUGAUGACCAUGACAGAAUCAACAAUACCUCGGCCAACUAACUCGGACAAGCCUGGAAUAUCAUUCAACCCCGAGGAUUACAAGGCUGCUGACCGAAACCUAGACGACCCCGUAGUCAUCACCGCACAAGUCGGAGAGCCCCUGGUAAAAAAGAUCCUCAUGGAUCCGGGGAGCAGCGCCGACGUAUUGUUCUACUCAACGUUCCAAAAGAUGAACCUCAGUGACAAACUCCUGCAACCGUCAUCCGGAGAAUUGGUGGGUUUCUCAGGUGAGCGGGUCUCUAUCCGAGGUUACAUUUGGUUAAAAACUACUUUUGGGGAUUAUCCCAACAGCAAAACUUUAGAAAUACAAUACUUGGUAGUGGAUUGCAAAAGUCCCUAUAACAUUAUUUUAGGCAGACCAUCGUUGAACGCAUUCAAGGCUGUUGUUUCCACUGUAUAUUUGUGUGUCAAGUUUAUUUCACAGGACAACAAAGUAGUGACAAUCCAUAGAGACCAGAAGGAGGCCAGCCAAUGCUAUAACGCCAGUUUAAAAAACGAACAACCAAAACACCUCGACCAGCAAUACGUCCAAGCAGUGUAUAACUCGGAUCAGUUACCUCCUCUGGCAGUCUUAGACCCAAGAACAAAUAACUAG